Messenger RNA from Aspergillus viridinutans, 336 nucleotides. Its product is annotated as putative C2H2 finger domain protein. Gene Ontology annotation, molecular function: zinc ion binding; nucleic acid binding. The transcript has 3 exons. The record is from RefSeq and is a predicted model, not a curated record. NCBI's taxonomy places the organism in Eukaryota, Fungi, Ascomycota, Eurotiomycetes, Eurotiales, Aspergillaceae. The coding region runs from base 1 to 336 and encodes 111 amino acids.
AUGGGAGCUGUGAGGAAGAUCAAAACAAAGCGCAGAACAAGGGACUACGAUCAGGUCCGAGCGGACAUUGAUUCUCCCAAGCACCUUACGCAGUACAAAGCCACCAAGGACGCGGAGGAUCUUCCAGGUCUAGGAAAGCAUUAUUGCGUCGAAUGUUCGAAAUGGUUUGAGAGCGAAUACAACCUGGUCGCCCAUACCAAGGGCAAAAACCACAAAAGAAGAUUGCGGAUGCUGCGCGAGGAACCUCAUUCACAAAAAAUCGCAGAGGCUGCUGUCGGUCUGGGUACCGACAAUGGGUUGCGACAGCAGGAAACGGUCGUUGACAUGGAGGACUAG